Molecule: messenger RNA, 2590 nt
Organism: Microbotryum saponariae
Lineage: Eukaryota; Fungi; Basidiomycota; Microbotryomycetes; Microbotryales; Microbotryaceae
Source: the annotation of a GenBank genome assembly
AUGGUAAGCUACAUGUCUUUGGUUCAACUCUGUUGGCUAAACAAGCCUUCGCAGCUGAUGACCGUGCUCCUCAUCUCGAUCGAUCUCCCUCUGGCGGUUGCAGGUGUCCCUGCUCGCCUUUACCGGUGGCUUCACCGGUUUCGUAUAUCGAUUCCUCGUAUGGUGUAGGUCACUUUAAAGCUAAAGGGGCACUGAGCUCCAUAGCUGACAGCGCCAUUCAUCACCCAAUCGCAGCAUUUCUUCGAUUGAUCCCAGGACGUCAGGGCACCUACUUGCUCCCGGCAUUCUUCCUCCUCAACGCGCUCUGCUUCUACUACAACUCGCCCACACCGACCAAGGAGCUCCCAACUCAUCGCGUGGAGACGACCGAGGUGGAGUCUGAGCGACCCGCCACGCCUACGUCGGGAGCCAAGACCAUCAUCUCCCCUGGUGCACCCACUUUUGCUCAAAUCGCCGCGACUGAGCCCACCUCGAGCGACAACGAGAUCGUGCUCAAGGGCGAUGCAGCUUUUGAGACCGUUUUGACCGGCUCGACUGCUUCGACGCCGACGUCCCCUUCCUCCGCUGCGGGCUCAUUGCGCCGACGCAAGAAGAAGAAGCAGAUCAAGGCCCUCGAUUCGGAGGAGCCGACCGAUGCUCUCAUUCCUUUGGAAGACGAGCCCGAGCAAGAACUACCACAAAGCGAUGUCACUUUGCGAUCGCUCAUCUCCAACCUCGUCCUCUCCACGCCGUCGCACUCGAUCUUUCUCAACCGCGUCACGCUUGCGAUUAACGUCUUCCUCUUGGGCCUCUGUCUAGAUGCUCUGUGGACCCCGAUCCUGGGUCAGCAUGAGCACGAUCUCGCCUUUGCCCGCGUCGGUGCCGUGGACCACAUGUCGGCCAAGGUUUUUGCUCGAGUACCUCCCGUCCACACUGCCUUGACGGCCGAACCGGUGCAGUCCGCCAACGACACAAUCCUCUCCGCCGUGCUUAGUGACCAGGUCGACUCGUUUGCCGGGGCUCGCGUCGUCUACCGUCCGACCAAGCCGCUCGGCAAAUGGAUCGAUGGGGGUGAUUUGCGUGUCGAGGAGAACCGUGAUUACACCGGUGUGCUCCACCUCAAGGGCCUGUGGGCCCAGACCGAAUACGAAUUCCGCCUCCUUCGUCCGACGCUCAGUUCAUCGCAACACCCUUCGUUCCCUUCGACCUAUUCGUUCACGACCUUCCCCGACCCUGCGCUUUCUUCGGCUGGCUCACCUGGCGCGGGAACUCAUUUCUCCUUCGUCUCUACGUCGUGCGUCAAGCCGGGGUUUCCUUACACAGGUCCUUGGAACAAGAAGUCGAUCAAGGGUGCUCGUUUGCUGAAGAAGGUCGUCGAAGAAAAGGGCCUCAAGUUCAUGCUCAUGCUUGGCGACUUUAUCUAUGCCGAUGUGGGUUACAGAGAGUAGCAUCCGAACCAUGCCUUCGCUAAUACGUCCAACGCGCGUACCCCACAGGUUCCCUUUUAUGCAGGCCCGUCGGUCGCGCAGUACCAGAAACGUUACCGACAAACGUUCGGCUCACCCGACAUGCUGGCCCUCCUCGAAAAGCUGCCUUCGCUCUACACCAAAGAUGACCAUGAGAUCCGCAACGAUUUCUCCUCGCAAGAGUCCGAUCCGUCCUUCGCGACAGCCAAUGCGGCGUACCGCGACUAUCUCGGGUCGGCGAACCCUUCUCCCGUCGACGAGGGAGAGGACUACUACUCGUUCCGUCAUGGUGACGCAGCUUUCUUCGUCUGGGACACGCGUCGUUACCGGUCCGAGAACAGCGCGAUCGAUGACGAGCACAAGACGAUGCUGGGACAGAAGCAACGCGAGUCGUUUGAAAAGUGGCUCAAGGAGGUCAACAACACCGUCACGUGGAAGUUUGUGGCGAGCAGCGUUCCGUUCAAUAGCUUGUGGAAUCAUGGCCAAGAUACAUGGGCUGGGUUCUUGAGCGAACGAGGUCAGUCGUCUGUGGCUUCCUGCUUGGUUAUGCUGGGUGCUGAAAUCUCAUCCCGGAUCGGACUCAGAUGCCAUCAUGGACACGCUGCAAUAUGUGCCCAACGUGAUCGUACUCUCGGGGGUGAGUUCGACCGUUUCCCUCAUCCUUCUGACUCGACCGGUCGCUGAGACGCUGUCUUCACGAUAGGAUCGGCACGAGUUUGCCGCCGCCAGUAUUCGCACGACGGUGACCGAGUUCUCGACCUCUCCGCUGAACAUGUUCUACCUGCCGAUCCGCACGCUUUCGCAAGCCAACAACCGGGGCGCGACGGGCGAGGACGUGUUGCUCAACUACCUCCCCGACGGGAACCACAAGUUCACGACGUUUGAAGUCGACACGCGCGUCGUGAACCAACCCCUUGUGCGUGUGCAAGUUUACAUCGAUGGGCAGGUCGCUUGGCAGGUCGAGGUGAGGGGCGUGCCGAUUCGGUCGCCGAUGGUCGUGCCGAAGGCGAUUGGGAGUUUGGGCAAGAGCUUGUUGGAGUUGUUGGGGUUCAAAGUGAGUGGAGCACAGUAUGGUAGGCUCACGUACCCAAUACUGAUCAGCUCGCCGUACCCUUCUUGUUCUGCAGAAGCGACAGUGGUUUUAA